CUCCACCAAACCACUCCGCGCAAACAUACGCAACAAGAUACCCGCAACCAUGGACGACUCCGAACUCGAACAAAUCCGCAAGGCCCGCCUCGAACAGCUCAAGGCGCAAGGCGGCGCGGGAGGCAGCUCCGGCGGCGGCGGCGGCGGCUCGAACAAGCAGCAGCAGCAAGAACAGCGCCAACAACAAGAACAAGAAGCCCGCCAGCAGAUCCUCAACCAGAUCCUCCACCCGGAAGCGGCGGACCGCCUGGGCCGCAUCCGUCUCGUCAAGGAGCAGCGCGCGCAGGACGUGGAGAACAGGCUCAUCAUGCUCGCGCAGAGCGGGCAGCUGCGCAGCAAAGUCACCGAGACGCAGCUCAAGGAGCUGCUCGAGGCCGUGGCGGGGACGAAGGAGGAGGAGAAGAUUGUGGUGAGCAGGCGUAAGGGGUGGGACGAUGACGAUGACGAUUUGUUGGAUUUGUAGGUGCGCUCUGCAGAGUGUGAGAGAGAUCGGGGCAACAGGGGUUC
This is a messenger RNA of Colletotrichum scovillei, 507 nucleotides long. RefSeq lists its product as uncharacterized. Gene Ontology annotation, molecular function: DNA binding. Gene Ontology annotation, cellular component: nucleus; cytosol. Lineage: Eukaryota; Fungi; Ascomycota; Sordariomycetes; Glomerellales; Glomerellaceae. The transcript is spliced from 3 exons. The record is from RefSeq and is a predicted model, not a curated record. Bases 50 to 463 code for a protein of 137 amino acids.